AUGCUGCGUCUAGCGACGUCUUCGUUUAUGGCUCGAAGCUUCUCGACGCUUUUGUUUAAGGCACCGCCGCCUGCACCAAGUCGACGCGUGGUUGUAACUGGAAUGGGUGCUGUCACUCCUUUUGGUGUGGGGGUUAAGCGCUCGUGGGAGGCGCUGUUAGACUCGCAAUGUGCCAUUCAAGCGGUAGAUGCCCUUGCAGACUCAGGAUUGCAGUGUACAAUUGGUGGGGCGGUGCCACGAGGAGAAGGGAUCGGAGCUUUCCGUACUAAAGAUUGGAUCAAUUUACAAAAGGUCCGCUACCAGGAACCAGAUUUUAUCGCGUUUACAUUGGCAGCAGCUGCUGAAGCGCUGAAGGAUUCAGGAUGGAGCCCCCAAUCGGACGAAGAGAGAGAACGAGCAGGCGUGGCUAUUGGUGCUGGCACGGGAAACAUCCAGGAGGUAAUGAAUGUUGGUCAGCUUAUCAGGGAGAAGAAAUAUCGCCGGGUAUCGCCAUUUUUCGUGACAAGGUUUCUUACUAACCUUGCGGCCGGUCACGUGAGCAUUGAGCACGGGUUGAAGGGGCCAAACCACUCUUGUGCUACAGCGUGUGCCACGGGUAGUCACAGCAUUGGUGAUGCUACGAAUUUAGUUCGUCAUGGCUACGCCGACGUCAUGGUUGCCGGAGGUAGUGAGGGAUGCCUCGAUGCGAUUUCCGUGUGCGCCUUCCUGCGUGCGCAGGCUUUGUCUACAAAGUUCAAUGAUCGUCCUCAAGAAGCAUCGAGACCGUUUGACUCGCAGCGCGACGGGUUUGUUAUGGGUGAAGGCGCUGGUAUUGUUGUUCUUGAGGAAUACGAGCACGCGAAGAAACGCGGUGCUGAGAUCUAUGCUGAGGUUCGAGGUUAUGGCCUCAGCGGUGACGGCAACCAUAUUACAGCUCCUCAUGAAUCGGGUGAUGGCGCUCGACGAGCUAUGCAGUCAGCAAUAGCACAAUCCGGGCUUGCGCUGUCUGAUGUCGGCUACAUUAACGCGCACGCCACUUCAACCCCUUUGGGGGACCGCGCUGAGAAUAUAGCCGUGAAGAAGCUUUUCGGCAUACAUGCUAGUCGACUAGGAGUGUCGUCGACGAAGGGAGCUAUUGGUCACUUGCUAGGUGCUGCUGGUGCUGUAGAGGCUAUCUUCUCGAUUAAGGCACUUCGCGACAACGUGAUGCCUCCUACACUUAAUCUUACGGAGACAACAGAGGAGUUUUCCUUGAAUUACGUGCCAAACCAGCCGCAGGAGAAGGAGCUUCGCGCAGUUCUUUCGAAUUCGUUUGGUUUCGGAGGAACGAACGCCAGCCUUUUGUUUACCAAGUAG
Messenger RNA from Peronospora farinosa, 1335 nucleotides. Lineage: Eukaryota; Oomycota; Peronosporomycetes; Peronosporales; Peronosporaceae. The record is from the annotation of a GenBank genome assembly.